GUGAAGAGUGAAGGGUGAAGGCAGAGAAGCAGAAAAAGGAUGAGUUUAAAACACCAUAAAUCCAACUCUGCAGCUGCUCAAUCUCUCUCCUUUGAUGACGUUGCCGAUUUCUUCUCUCUUCCUCUUGACGACGCCGCUUCCACUCUUGGCGUUUCCGCCUCCGUUCUCAAGAAAACCUGUCGUGAAAAUGGUCUCGACAGGUGGCCUCAUCGCAAGUUUUUAUCUGGGAAGAGCAUUGAAGAAAUUAAGAGGCAUGCAGCUAGAGAAAGAAGAAAGGAAAUCGCUGAGCUUUCAAAGGUUCAUUGGCAAAGCUCUCAGUCUCAACCACAAAACAAUGAACAACCCAAAUUACAACGUAGCGCUGCAGUGCUGAACGUAAAGCAACAAGGAGCAAAAAGCAUGCAAACAGCACAGGCCCUGAAUUUUAGCCAUCACAGCUUGAUGAUAGGAACAAAAAUGUCGGAUGAAUUUAAGUUUGGAUUCCCAUCAGAUGGCUUAUCAAUUGCUACAAACAAAUGGUGGGGAAGUAGCAAGUCUGAUGGCCAUGAAGCCGUAGAUGUUGAUGGAGCUGAAACCGAGGGAGAAGACAAGCAUCAAAGUAUAGAAGAACCUGAUGAUAUGGCCAACGACAAACCCGAUGAAAAUGGAAAAUUACAGGACAAUGUUAGUCCUCAAGGGUCAGCUCUGCUGGCAGCUGUUAGAAAGAGAGCUUUGGAAGAAGGGCAAGAAGCACUUAAACUUGGUAUCCAGAGUGGCCGUGGAAUGAAAAAGCCAAGUAGCAGAAAGGCAUCGCUGCUACUUCGAUUAUUCAAAUCUUCAUCACCGAGUGAGUGGUUUCAUGGCCCUUCCUAAUUUUAUAAAGAACGAGAAGAUCCAGAUAUAAAUGAUGACGAGUGCAAAGGUAAGACCGAAGAACCAGAAACUGACAUCAUUGGCUUUCAUUUAUUUCCGUUUAAUAUAUGUUGAACAACGGUUCAUAACUGUUAGAGGUGGCUUCUGCAGCAUUACCAUGUAUGUUGUAAUUCAGACACAAACUUAGCUAGUGAUUGAUUCAAUACUUUAGCUAUCCUGGGAUGCAUAUAAACAUUACUAGAAUCGAGUUUGUUCAAGAUCGAAGGUUCAGUCCGCAGCACCAAUAAGU
This is a messenger RNA of Hibiscus syriacus, 1141 nucleotides long. RefSeq lists its product as uncharacterized. Bases 40 to 852 code for a protein of 270 amino acids. The record is from RefSeq and is a predicted model, not a curated record. The transcript has 4 exons. Lineage: Eukaryota; Viridiplantae; Streptophyta; Magnoliopsida; Malvales; Malvaceae. Gene Ontology annotation, molecular function: DNA-binding transcription factor activity.